This is a messenger RNA of Paramuricea clavata, 16527 nucleotides long. The record is from the annotation of a GenBank genome assembly. Lineage: Eukaryota; Metazoa; Cnidaria; Anthozoa; Malacalcyonacea; Plexauridae.
AUGCCAAAUCAUACCUUAACAAGCUGGCAGAUACCACACUACACCGUUUAUUUACUCGCGCCUUACAUCAUGAAUGUGUUUAUUUCAGGUGAAAACAGUGCUACUCCACAAGACAAUUGUUCUGAAACUUCGUCCCGUUUGGAAAAGGAAUGGUCUGAAUUUCGGGCCAGAAUUUCACAAAUUGUCCAAAGCAAAUUUUUUGAAUGGUUUAUUUUGUUCGUCAUUACAAUCAGCAGUAUUUGUUUGGUAAGUCGUAUAAAUAUUUGUAAAUAAUUAUAAUGGAUAACAGCUCUAUCAGUUCUAAAUUGUUCUUUCCAAAGGUCAAGUAGGGUCAUUGUUACUACAGGAAGAAACUGGAAUACCUGGAGAAACCCUGGAGAAACCCGUGUGACUAUAAUAAUACAACUACAAAUUGCAGUAAUGGAUAAAAUUCGAUACCUAUAGACAGUGACAGCAGGCCUGGAAAAUAUGUUUUCUCCUCCUGGCAGCAAAAUCCAAAAGUAAAAAUUUACUGUGCAGGUCAAACAGAAAACGUUCUGCAGGGGUAGAUCUCAGCGAACGUAUGAUGCCUCGCAGUGUGAUAACCUUCAAUCUCGGCACAAGAUAAUCUUGACUUGCAAAAUGCUUUUGUAAACAACAAGUAAAUUAUUCGGUGUUCCAGUGCAUAAGACGACAAAAAUAUCCUGCUGGAAGAUUUCCUGCGAAGAUAUUUUGUUAAAAAUAUCGGUGCUGCCGGGCAUUUUCCAGCAAGGCUGGGCACAAACCGACAUAUUUCAUGUAAUAUUUCAAAUCCUCCUAUGAGGACUGGACUAGAUUUCAAGUCCGUGCAUUUUGAUCAAGUCGGGGGCUGCCUCCUCCGCAGGCCCUCGUUGCGUCAUGGGAAGGUCACGAUUUCGAGAGGGCCUGCGGAAUCUUGUAAAAUGAAUAAAUGUUGUUUUGAACCUGCUUCGUUAAAGAAGGCAGUUUUAUUCGUGCAACGUUGGUGUGGACAACAAACCUUAUCGUUAAAAAAUGCUUCCUUCCACGUCCUAAGAGUCGCCAGUUUAAUUUAUAAGUUUCACACCGCUUUUUUAUAUCUGUUUAUAUUCAAGAUUAUGUAUAAAUUUACUUGCUGACGUGACGCCGGCGCCAUUUUUUUUACAAGAUUCCGCAGGCCCUCGCCAGAUCGUGACCUUCCCAUGACGCAACGAGGGCCUGCGGAGGAGGCAGAGUCGGAGGAGAAGCCGAGGACUGGAUCAAAAUGCGAGGACUUGAAAUCUAGUCCAGUCCGGAUUGGAGGAUUUGAAAUGACAUCUCAUGCGAAUAAAUUACUACUUAAUUAAAUUUUGAUCCAGUCCAAGGACUGAAUUAAUUUUGACCCAGUCCUAGGACUGAAUCAAUGUAAUUCACCAAGUAUCCAGUAUUAUCAUGUGAGCAAAAUAAAGCAAUAUGGUUGGCUAGUUUACUCAUGAAUUAUUAAUGAGUUUGAGAUACAUUUUUCAUGUCUUUUUUAGGCCUUUGAAGAUAUUUAUCUCCGCGACCACAAGGAUUUACAACACAUUUUAUAUUGCUUGGACAUCGCAUUUGUCGUGAUCUUUUCCUUGGAGUUUCUUCUCAAGUUGAUUGGUCUUGGUUUUAUUCGAUAUUUCUCAAACGGUUGGAACUAUUUGGAUCUAGGCAUUGUCAUAGUAAGUAACCUCAAACAUGGUGGUUCUGUGUAGGUAGUAUUUAUUCUACAAUAACCUGCCGUGGUUUGUGUCUGAACUGCCUGAAAAAGGUAUCUCAAACGUGAUGGUCCAGUGUAGGUAGUAUUCUACAAUAAGCUGCUGUGGUUUGUGUAUGAACUGCCUGAAAAAGGUAUCUCAAACGUGGUGGUCCAGUGUAGGUAGUAUUCUACAAUAAGUUGCUGUGGUUUGUGUAUGAACUAUCUGAAAAAGAUAUCUCAAGCAUGAUCCAGUGCAGGUAGUAUAAUAUUCUACAAUAAAUUUCAAAAGUACAGAUUCGUUUUACUAAUUUUGUUGGUGUUUAAUUUAGAUAUCCAUUCUUAGUCUUACCGUCCGUUCAGAUUUGGCUGCUUUUCGCUCAUUGAGAACAUUAAGAGCACUAAGGCCUUUACGCGCCAUUUCUCGUUUCGAAGGUUUGAAGGUACGUUGAAGUUCCAGGAUAAGAUUUUUCAACUUUUCUUUUAAAUAUGGACUUGUAAAAUAUUGACAGCGGUUAGUACGUGUGCCUUUCAUUUUUGCUACCGAGUUGUGCGGUUAUCAGAGGCAUUCACCCCCCUGAACUUCCGCUAUUUUUAAUAUGUUUAGGGGGGUGAAUGCCUCUCACAAGCGUACUGCUAGCUGGGACCAUGGCGAUAACAUUGCAACGGUUACGCCAAAAUCAUAGGCGAAACUAAGAAGUCGAUCUUAUUCUGUGACUGUACUUUACAUACUGUAUUGUUAUAUCUUGUUUAGAUAGUCAUAGGCUCUCUAUUCAGUGCAAUUCCUGGCAUUAGUAAUGUUCUCUUGGUUGGUCUGCUCUCCUGGUUAAUAUUCAGUAUCAUGGGCGUACAGUUGUUUGGCGGCAAGUUCUACAAGUGCAUCGACUCUAGUUACCAGGUCCUCCCGGUCGCUCAAGUUCCCAACAAGACCACGUGUUUAGAGAAAGAGUUUCGCUGGGAAAAUUCCCACAUGAAUUAUGAUAAUGUUCUGAAUGGUUUAGUUGCCCUGACGCAAGUGGUAGGUUUGUUAAAAAGUUUGAAAAAUAUAUAAACUCUGUCUUGUUUGGUUAGGAUUCAAUCAGAAUUUUGGGUAUCUACACUCGACAUAACUAAUUAACAAUUAGAUUACUCGCUCUCGAUUUCUAUGAGGUGAUAGUAGAAUCAGAGAUCAAACUAAAAUAUUCCACAAUAUUCCAUAAAAUAUUGCCAAGUGUACCAGGAAAAUGAUUGCUUUGCUACUCACUAUCUGUCGAGGAAUAGAUAGCGAGUAGAGUAGCCAAUCAAAUUACAGCAUUUGCAAUAAUAUAUACUAAUUGUAUACAACCUCUAUAAUUAAUUAUAUCGAAUGAGAUACCCAGAAUCCUGAUAUUUACCCAUACAUCUUACAUUGGCAUCACCUUAGUAUGUAUACAUGAACAUACGGUUAGAGGUCGACAACUGUCUCUCUGUAGCUCAGUGAUAUUUACCCAUACAUCUUACAUUGGCAUCACCUUAGUAUGUAUACAUGAACAAACAUACGGUUAGAGGUCGACAACUGUCUCUCUGUAACUAACAUGGUUAGAGGUCGACAACUGUCUCUCUGUAGCUCAGCUGGUUAGAGGUCGACAACUGUCUCUCUGUAGCUCAGUUGGUUAGAGGUCGACAACUGUCUCUCUGUAGCUCAGUUGGUUAGAGGUCGACAACUGUCUCUCUGUAGCUCAGUUGGUUAGAGGUCGACAACUGUCUCUCUGUAGCUCACUUGGUUAGAGCUCGACAACUGUCUCUCUGUAGCUCAGUUGGUUAGAGCUCGACAACUGUCUCUCUGCAGCUCAGUUGGUUAGAGAUCGACAACUGUCUCUGUGUAGCUCAGUUGGUUAGAGAUCGACAACUGUCUCUGUGUAGCUCAGUUGGUUAGAGCUCGACAACUGUCUCUCUGUAGCUCAGUUGGUUAGAGCUCGACAACUGUCUCUCUGUAGCUCAGUUGGUUAGAGCUUGACAACUGUCUCUCUGUAGCUCAGUUGGUUAGAGCUUGACAACUGUCUCUCUGUAGCUCAGUUGGUUAGAGCUUGACAACUGUCUCUCUGUAGCUCAGUUGGUUAGAUCUCAACAACCGUCUCUCUGUAGCUCAGUUGGUUAGAGCUCGACAACUGUCUCUCUGUAGCUCAGUUGGUUAGAGCUCGACAACCGUCUCUCUGUAGCUCAGUUGGUUAGAGCUCGACAACUGUCUCUCUGUAGCUCAGUUGGUUAGAGCUCGACAACUGUCUCUCUGUAGCUCAGUUGGUUAAAGCUGGACAACCGUCUCUCUGUAGCUCAGUUGGUUAGAGCUCGACAACUGUCUCUCUGUAGCUCAGUUGGUUAGAGCUCGACAACUGUCUCUCUGUAGCUCAGUUGGUUAGAGCUCGACAACUGUCUCUCUGCAGCUCAGUUAGUUAGAGAUCAACAACUGUCUCUCUGUAGCUCAGUUGGUUAGAGCUCGACAACUGUCUCUCUGUAGCUCAGUUAGUUAGAGCUCGACAACUGUCUCUCUGUAGCUCAGUUGGUUAGAGCUCGACAACUGUCUCUCUGUAGCUCAGUUAGUUAGAGCUCGACAACUGUCUCUCUGUAGCUCAGUUGGUUAGAGCUCGACAACUGUCUCUCUGCAGCUCAGUUAGUUAGAGAUCAACAACUGUCUCUCUGUAGCUCAGUUGGUUAGAGCUCGACAACUGUCUCUCUGUAGCUCAGUUGGUUAGAGCUCGACAACUGUCUCUCUGUAGCUCAGUUGGUUAAAGCUCGACAACUGUCACUCUGUAGCUCAGUUGGUUGGAGCUCGACAACUGUCUCUCUGUAGCUCAGUUGGUUAGAGCUCGACAACUGUCUCUCUGUAGCUCAGUUGGUUAGAGCUCGACAACUGUCUCUCUGUAGCUCAGUUGGUUAGAGGUCGACAACUGUCUCUCUGUAGCUCAGUUGGUUAGAGCUAGACAACUGUCUCUCUGUAGCUCUGUUGGUUAGAGCUCGACAACUGUCUCUCUGUAGCUCAGUUGGUUAGAGCUCGACAACUGUCUCUGUAGCUCAGUUGGUUAGAGCUUGACAACUGUCUCUCUGUAGCUCAGUUGGUUAGAGCUCGACAACUGUCUCUCUGUAGCUCAGUUGGUUAGAGCUCGACAACUGUCUCUCUGUAGCUCAGUUGGUUAGAGCUCGACAACUGUCUCUCUGUAGCCCAGUUGGUUAGAGCUCGACAACUGUCUCUCUGUAGCUCAGUUGGUUAGAGCUCGACAACUGUCUCUCUGUAGCUCAGUUGGUUAGAGCUCGACAACUGUCUCUCUGUAGCUCAGUUGGUUAGAGCUCGACAACUGUCUCUCUGUAGCUCAGUUGGUUAGAGCUCGACAACUGUCUCUCUGUAGCUCAGUUGGUUAGAGCUCGACAACCGUCUCUCUGUAGCUCAGUUGGUUAGAGCUUGACAACUGUCUCUUUGUAGCUCAGUUGGUUAGAGCUUGACAACUGUCUCUCUGUAGCUUAGUUGGUUAGAGCUCGACAACUGUCUCUCUGUAGGUCAGUUGGUUAGAGCUCGACAACUGUCUCUAUGUAGCUCAGUUGGUUAGAGCUCGACAACUGUCUCUCUGUAGCUCAGUUGGUUAGAGCUCGACAACUGUCUCUCUGUAGCUCAGUUGGUUAGAGCUCGACAACUGUCUCUCUGUAGCUCAGUUGGUUAGAGCUCGACAACUGUCUCUCUGUAGCUCAGUUGGUUAGAGCUCGACAACUGUCUCUCUGUAGCUCAGUUGGUUAGAGCUGGACAACUGUCUCUCUGUAGCUCAGUUGGUUAGAGCUCGACAACUGUCUCUCUGUAGCUCAGUUGGCUAGAGCUCGACAACUGUCUCUCUGUAGCUCAGUUGGUUAGAGCUCGACAACUGUCUCUCUGUAGCUCAGUUGGUUAGAGCUCGACAACUGUCUCUCUGUAGCUCAGUUGGUUAGAGCUCUACAACUGUCUCUCUGUAGCUCAGUUGGUUGGACCGCUGCACCGGAGGGCCGCAGGUUCGAUUCCUGCCAGAGGGUCUAUAGUUGCAUCCUGGUUAAGGUCAUGUUACACGGUGCAAUUUUUCUUGCAACUUGCAAUGCAAUCCUACUCUUGAGAGAUGUUAAUUAGUGAAAUCAGUGAAGAAUUUUCGAUAUGUUGAGAAAACAUCAGCGGAGUGUAAUGAAGACUCGUAUUUGGCAAUUUUACAUCUCUCAAGAGUAGAAUUGCAUUGCAAGUUGCAAGAAAAAUUGCACCGUGUAACAUGACCUUUAGGUCUAAAUAAAUGUAUAAAAUUUACACUCGAAAUUUCCGUCUACAAAACCCUUGUCCAAUUCAUUCUGACUAAUUCAUGAAACUUGCAUUAUUAUAACUUUCAGGCAACUCUAGAAGGUUGGAUGGAAAUCAUGCGAGAUGCUGUCGAUGCCACGGGGGUAGGUUUUUCUUGGCUUGUUAUUACUGAUAAAUGUAUUUGUUAAGUUCUGCCGAAACUGUUCUUCUUGCAAGUCCGUAAAACCACGAGUCUAGCCUCUUGCAUAUAUCUUGCAUGAUAUUGCAACUUAAUUUGUCGGCGGAGGUAUGCAGUCUCCCAAUGCUCCCUAUGUCUCUAUAUUUUUGUUUGAAAACUUCAUUCCUCUCUGCUAUAGGUGGAUAAGCAGCCGAUACCAGAGAACAACCUCUCUGCAUAUUUAUACUUUGUCGUCUUUAUAAUCCUUGGUUCGUUCUUUGUUCUAAACCUGAUUGUGGGUGUGAUCAUUGACAAGUUUUCUCGCAUGAAACAACUAUAUGAAGACACUGGUUCCACUGGCAUCUAUCUGUCUACUCAGCAGAUUGAUUGGUUAAACACGUUAAAGAAAGCUGCCAGCAAGAAACCAAGCAGAACUGCUGAGAGACCAAAGGUAGAAUAGACUUUAUGCAUAAUGACGUCACAAGGCUUGAUGCCCGUGAGGAAUGCUGGUCUUAGUAGUCAUCGCCCGGGAAAAUUUCGAUAGUGGCCAUUUUGAAUUGUUUAAUUUUCGCGGGCGAUGACGGCUAUUGACUUACUUAUACACCAAGGCUAUAUUAUUUAUCGGUUAGGUAUAUUUUGAAAUUUUCUUAGUUGUGUUACUACAUUCAAACGUUCUUCGUAUCUUAUGAAUGUUCUUUACUGCAUUCCUAGAACUAUUUUCGUGGCAUUAUCUUCGACAUUGUGACGAAUAAUUAUUUUGAAAUAACGAUCAUAUUCAUCAUUGGGUUAAAUAUGGGAACGAUGAUGCUGCAACAUUAUGGUCAAAGUCAACAUAUGGAUGACGUUCUUGAUAUCCUUUUCACAUUACAUAUUAUUAUUCAGCUCACUUCGCAUUGGGGCUUUUCAGUGACCGAUUACAUCAAGUAUUACGCUUAUGUUACUUAGCUUAAGCCCGUUUUCCACUCACGUAUUUCCGGCGCCGCUGGAGAAAAAUUUCGCCACCGAAAAAGUUCAUUUAUUGUUCUUUCGCGCCGUCAACGAAAUUAGGUCAAACAGUUGAAAAUUUUAAGCAACUGUAGCAGGAGAACAAAUUUCUUCAGCGGCGAAUGAAUGUAAAAAAAUGAUUUCUUUGUCAAAAUUUUUCGCCAGCGGCGGCGAAAUACGUGAGUGGAAAACGGGCUUAAGGCUAUUUAUCUUUACAACAAUUGUGAUAUUACUUUCCUAACUGUGUUUUUGUCCUAAUCCACCCUUCCAACUUUCCCUGUGGGAGGAAACCGGAGCGCCCGGAGAAAACCCACGGCGAGAAUCGAACCCACGAACUUAGAGGUGAAAGGGGGAUUUGGUGAAAUAUCUUUUUUUCCUGACAGAGGAGGUGGGAUUAGUGCCAGGGACGUAGCGAAGAUUUUGUCGUUUCAGUUGGGGAGGGAGAGCUGUCAAAUUAUCUGAUUUUCUAAAUUACGUCUUACUGUACGUGACCUGAAAUGUUGGCGAGAAGAUCUCGUAGUUUAAGAAGAUUAUUACAAUGCCGGAUCAUGCAAACAGCCCCUACUCCUCAUUUAUACCAGUUUUCAUUCCUUAACCAUAAAAUCACAUUUCUUAAAUUAUUUCUUCACGGGAAUUUUUAUCGGAGAAGCUAUCGCAAGAAUUACAGCUCUUGGAACGUUUUAUUUCCGCGUGGGUUGGAACGUCUUCGAUUUUCUCGUCGUUGUUUUAUCUGUUGUGGGUACGUUAUCUUCAAUAUUUCUAGAAGCCGAUUACUAUGAUUAAAAUGGUAUUGGUUUUAUGUCAAACACUAUAUCAAACAUGAUAAUGUCACCUCGGUCAACCGUAUACGAGAAGAGUGCUUCCAGUUUGACUCUACCAAAUAGCCCUAACUACAGCUAUCUAGUUUAAAUGCACUUUUAUAUAGGAUGGCCUUACUGGGCCUUUAGGGAGAACAGUGUAUUACCGAAAUCAGUAGAUGUCUUUUCCGGAAGUUGAAAAGACAGUCAGAAGCCAGUAGAAACGUUCAUGUUUUAUGACGUCACGGUGAAGGAAUGCAGCGUGGAACUUGUAUGUUAUUUUACUUAUUAGUAACUUUAUUUAGUUUGACAAAUUGCCAAUGGCUCGCCAAACACAAAACAAGCUUUCGAGCAAAGGGAGAACCUUUGUUCGUGGGAAGGCACUGGGAGAAGAAAUGCAAACUAAAUAAAGUAACUAAUAAGUAAAAUAACAUACAAGUUCCACGCUGCAUUCCUCCACCGUGACGUCAUAAAACAUUUUCAACUUCCGGAAAAGACACUCCACUGAUUUCGGUAACAGAACUGAUAGAGCUAUCCACAGCUGCGGAUUGAGAAGGAUACAACUACCUGAAAAAUUAAUCAGAACUUCGACGUUUCGAGCGAAGAGAAUUUAGUGAUAUAAAGCUAUCCAUGCAGUAUAAAUGAAGUUAGUUUAGUUUAGGUUUCCUUCUGUAGUAACACUGACCUGCGAGGGAUGGUCCUUACUGGACCUCUAGCGAGAAGAGUUUAGAACUGGCAGAGCUAUCCAGUAUAAAUACUCUGAAGUAGUUCGUUCAUAAGAUAAUCUUCUCUUUCUCUUUCUCUAGGAAUCUUAGUGAUAGAGCUAUCCAUGCAGUAUAAAUAAAGUUAGUUUAGUUCAGGUUUCCUUCUGUAGUAACACUGACUUACGAGGGAUGGUCCUUACUGGACCUUUUGCGAGAAGAGUUUAGAACUGGCAGAGCUCUUCAGUAUAAAUACUCUGAAGUAGUUCAUUGAUAAGAUAAUCUUCUCUUUCUCUAGGAAUGUUACUUGAAGCUCUGAAGAAAUUUGAUUUUGUCAAGCUCAGUUUAUUGCGUGGUAUCCGAGCAUUUCGAGUCACUCGACUUCUCAGGUUUAUAAAAGUAGCUAAGGGUAUUCGUAAGUUGACCUUUGCCUUCGUCCUAUCUCUUCCCGCGCUUUUCAACAUCUGCUGUCUGCUCGUGCUUAUCUUAUCAAUCUACGCCAUUGUCGGAAUGACUUCGUUUGGCUUCGUAAAGAAAACGGGCGCUUUGAACGAUGUCGUGAACUUCGAAACGUUCGUGCGAAGUUUCGUGCUCUUGUUUCGUUUAAUGACGUCAGCAGGAUGGAAUGAAGUGUUGGACUCGCUUAUGAUCCAGUCCCCUGACUGUGACCCGUAUUACCUCGGUCUGAGCAAUGGAAAUUGCGGUAGACCUUUAUUUGCACAAUUUUAUUUCGUCUCGUUCGUGAUUAUAACCCAUAUAAUCUUAGUCAACAUGUACAUUGCAAUAAUAUUGGAAAAUUUCAACAGAAUUUACAAAAAAGCUAAAGUUGGUAUCACGGACGAUGAUUUAGACAUGUAUUAUUCAAAAUGGGCGCUCUACGACCCAAAGGCCACCGAGUAUAUUCACUUCGAGCAGCUAUCGGAAUUCGUCGACAAACUUAACCCGCCAUUGCGGGUGCCCAAAUCAGGGACAGGUGGGGUUGAGACUAUGGAUAUUUCUCUGAGAAGCGGUGACAGGGUACACUGUUUAGACCUACUCCAUGCUUUGGUGAAACAUUUAGUUUUGAAAGAGUUCCCAAAAGGUGGUGGAGGUUAUUCUGUGGUUAUGGAAAGACUCGAAGAGCGUUUCAUGAAAGCUUUUCCAAGGAGGAACCUUUAUGCUCCAGUUUCUACCGUGAAACAGAAAACCCGUGAGAUUAAAGCCGCACUGAUCAUACAACGAGCUGUGAAGCGAUUUAAAGCCAGCAAAGAGAGGGCGAGAAUUGCUCAGAAUGAAACAGAAACUCAGAGGUUUGGCCAGAUUAGAACAGAAACACAUAGUUUUGUUCAGAAUGAAAGAGAAUCUUCAAAUUGUUUUCAGAAUAAAACAGAGACUCGUACCGCAAAUUUAAAUGAAAGCAGCGUAGCUGUACAUCGUAGACCUGUACAUGAACGACCAUUAAAACGAAACAGCUCCCACACACUGACGAUUCCACCAAUUAGAACAGUUCAGGUCGAGUCCCUCGCGCGAACUCAUAAAGUUUCAGAGGAUCUGUCAUUAAACAGUGUCAGUACUGAUAAUUCGAUGUAAUAUACUUUAGAAAGCAUGUUGUAUAGUGUGUUUUGUAUUUAAAUAAAAAUAGAACAAAUUAUAUUUAAUUAUUUUUAAAUUAUAUAAUUGUCUAAUACUUGGUUUAGUAAAGGUGUUUGAACUGCUUAAAGAAAGAUUAAGAAAUAAAAAAAACUUUGGAUGUUUCGAACAAAGACCUGACGAAGGACCUUUUAAUGAAUAAAUGUUAGGCCAAUGAAAAUUGAUAUCAUGUUUCUCGUCCCCGCCCGCAUGGGAUUUAUCUGCCGCACGAAAAUUUUUCAUUAUUCAUUAUUUUUGAAAAAUUGGCUUAAAAAACACCAAAUUCAUCUCCAGAUCAAAGUCUUAUUGCUGCAUUCCGCAAGCGCAACUCAAAUUGUAUCUUUCUAAAGAUAUUACUCGCCAGAAUGCCUCUAUUUUUUAUGUCAGCCCUGGUAUGUGUAGAAAUAUACUGUAGUCUGUAGACUGUAGUGUAGGACGUAUUAAAUUAAAAUGAAUUAUACACCAAUUUUUAAUACUUCAGAUUUUUAUGGGGGUUUUUACUGGGUCAAGGAAAUUAUUGACAAGAAGAAUUCAAAUACAAAAAAUAAUGAAAAAUGAAAAAAUCCCGCUCCAAAUUUUUGAAAAUUGUGGACGAGAAACAUGAUAUCAAUUUUCAUUGACCUUAUUGGUCGAAUACUAUUCAUUAUUUGGUGACUAAGGGAUACUUGCAGCGCAAUUUAUGCAAGAAGUUAACCUUCUUGAAAGCGGUGUUACACGUCACACAUUAAAGUUAAGCCGGUUACAGACGAGCACGUUUUCAUAUGACAAGUUUUAUUUGCUCGUGUGUAUAGGCAACUUUGGUGUGUACGUACAACAAAGUUUCUAUGAUAAUUUUUUUGUUUUCUGAUCACCAUUCGCCACAAUGGCUAUUAUUAGCUAUGACAAUAACAGAUCACUGGACAGGCAAACAAAAUUUGUACUUUGCCAAAUUUUUCUAUGCCAAGUGCACUUGUCCAAAAGCUAGCACUAUCUUUUGAACAAGUCUACUUGUCAUCGUGACAUUUUGACCUCUGCAUUUUGACAUUAUUUCUUAUUUCAACAAUUCCUUUCAACUGCUCACGCCGGAGCCUGGGCUCUAAUCUCGUUCGGCAGAAGCCGCCAUGUUGGUACGGUAAAUUUGUAUGGCGAAAAUCAAGAAUAUUCACCGUAUUUUUUGCAAGCCUGGUUGGUUUUAGUGGUUCUACUAUAUGCCAUGAUGUCCACGUAAGUUUUAGUUAAAGAUUUGAAAUAAUUUACUUCACCUAAGGCGUGUUUUGAAUUGUGUUUUGAUGAUAAUUUUAGGAUCAAUUCGACGCCGGCAAAUAAACCUAUUGGUGUAACAUCUGCAAUUAGCACUGCUGGACCCAAACCGGAGGUAGUUUUAAAGGCAAAAGCUGCGUUUUUAUAACCAUGAAAGUUGUAUGUUUGUUGGGUGUAAAAAUUGGUUGUAAUUUUGGCGCUAAGUCAAGUGCAUUGUUUUUUAGGAUAUAAAACAGACGGAGAACAUUGAAAAUGUUUUGAAGGAAUAUGGUGUGUUUGAGAGUGAGGAGGAGUUACAACACAGGUUUGUGGACCCUUUAGUGAGGUUUAAAAUGAUUGGUAUAGCUUGUUGUUUGGUAUUGGCCAUUUGCCAAGUCCAGGGUAAAAUUUAUCAGUAACAAUGCUUCCUAAGGUAAAAACAACCUAAAGGUCAAUUUCUGCUGAAAGGUCAUAGGCACAGAGUUGAUACCGUUGAUUCAACUUGGCCAAAAACCUGUAACUGCUGUCACACAAUGAUUCACCAUUGAACUGAACCAUGUUCUGAGUUAGUGUGCUUACACCAAUCAUCUGGAUUGGCAGGGUUUAAUCAUCUGGAUUGGCAGGCACCAAAGAUUUGGAAUGAUAUGAAUGUAGGAGUUGGCACCUCACUUUCAGAGGAAUUGAAGAAUUUAUAGACGCUUGCUGGCAUCAUCAGCGUUUCGCAGGCAAUUUUGCAGACACCCCCCCCCCCGAAUUAAAAGGGGCUAGUUUCGCCCCUGCAUUCAUUGCCCUGAACAUCCAUCAUUUUGAAUGUUUUCACGAGAGUGAACGCCUCUCAUAAGCCACCUGGCUACAUACCCCUCUCCCCAGUCAGUGUUUAGUCAGGCAGGUUCUAUUUAAAAAUUGGGCAAUUUACUUGGCUUGCCUCGGUAUAAUGUAUUUUCUCAUGAUACCAAUGUAUCUACUAUAAUUACUAUAAAUAAUUGUCUAUAUUAAUCACAUCUGUUAAUAGCAGAUAUGUAUUCCUUCUAUUUACCUUCAUAAACUGAUGACGAUGUUGUAGGGCCCUCGUUGAUACCAGUGAUACAUCACUGAAGAGGUUACCCUACGGAAAUAAAUAUGAUUUGAUUUGCAAUUUUCAUUAACAUUGUCCUUCCCAUAUUUUUUUACCCAUACACAUCUAUGUGAAAGCUUAUAACCCAUAGUGUACACCGAAGAUAUAUGCCAAUUUUUAUUAUAGCUACUAUUAUAAUUUACCAAACUUAUACAGAGGAUAUUAGAUGUUUAUAACUCUACUUUUUACAGCUUUGUAGAUUGCCAACCCUUGUAUAAUCUUAAUGCUAUUCUUUAGGAUGGUUGUUUUAGCCAAACUUCAUGAAAUUGUUAAAGAAUGGAUAAAACAACAGAGCUUAGAAAAGGUUGGUGUAUUGUGCAGUUUCCUCAUGGUUUGAGGACUUGUGUGAUAUAUUCCACAAAUUCUUGACAAUGAUUGACAUAUUUUUUCUUGUAGAAUAUUCCUGAAAGUUUGAUAGACCAAGUUGGAGGAAAAAUCUUCACAUUUGGUUCAUUCAGACUGGGAGUUCACACACAAGGUAAUGUAUGGGGAUCUUCCUGUGAACUAAACAAGCUUUUGUUGGUAGAUGCAACUACCUGAAAAAUAUAAGGAGAAUUUCGACGUUUUGAGUGAAGGCCCUUCAUCUGGAGUUACCUGUACUAGCUUCCUGUAAACCCCUUUUUCACCCGACCCCUCCCCCCACCCCUGGGCCAUGUUAGAUAUUGGUCAUAUUGUAUUGCAUUCUAUGCUGCAUGCUUGUGUAGGUAAAAGCAUAGUUUCUCAUGCAAUUUUGAAAAUAGCACAUAAGCGAGCUUUUCAAAAGCUUAUAUUUUGGGAGAAGGACAAGUAACAAGUUGUGCAAUGAAAUUUCCAGGUGCGGAUAUUGAUACACUGUUAGUGGCUCCACGUCAUAUCACUAGAGAUGAUUUCUUCAGCAGUUUUUAUGAAAUCCUGGAAGAAAAUGAAGAAGUUAAAGAAUUACGGGUAACAAUUGUGGAUAAUGCUGAAAAUAGUAUUAGCAAUAUGCCAAGUAUAUUAUUAGCUCAAUGUAAUUAUGCCCUUUGCAUGUUUAGGCAAUCAAGGAGGCAUUUGUUCCUGUGAUCAAAAUGGAGUAUUGUGGAAUUGAAGUAUGUUGUAUAUCAACUAUUAUGUUGUAUGACAUAUUGCUGUGUAUAUUGAGAUGUGUACAUUUUUGUAAUUUAGAUGGACUUGUUAUUUGCAAGACUAGCACUGGCUCAAGUACCAGAGAAUCUUGACUUGCUUGAUGAAAGCCUGCUUAAAAAUUUGGAUCCAAAAUGUGUCAAAAGCUUAAAUGGUAAAAUUUCUUAGUGUUAAAUUCAGCAUCUCAGAAAUUACUCUACCUCUAUUUAGAGUAUCAUGAUUGGGUUUUUGUCAACCCAUUGAGUGGUAGUGCUCUGCCCUUGACAAAUAAAAUUGUCUGGCAUUAGACAGACUCAUUUUUAUUCUUCAAUGUAAUUGUUGAUGUACUGUAAGUUAUGCACGAUAUUGACACUGGUUAUUUACAUGUGAAAAAAAGCUGUUAAAUUAACUUAAAUUUCUUUUCAGGUUGCAGAGUCACAGAUGAAAUCCUGAGACUAGUCCCCAACCACAAAUCAUUCAAAUUAACCCUUCGAGUUAUCAAACUAUGGGCAAAAAGUAAUUCUUCACAGUGUGAAGCAUUUAAUUUGUAAUUUAUGGAUCUUGUUCAGAGUUUAAAUUAUUAUUUUCCUUGUUCUUAGAGCAUGGUAUAUAUUCAAACGUUCUUGGGUUUCUUGGUGGUGUCUCAUGGGCAAUGUUGGUUGCAAGAACUUGCCAACUUUAUCCAAAUGCAGUACCUUCAACUCUUGUUGAAAAAUUCUUCUUAGUAUUUUCUAAAUGGUCAGUUGAACUGCUUUGCUUUAUUUUGCAUGUUUCUCAUGAUUUUAUGAAAUAUUUGUUGACUUCUCAUGACUGAGGGUUAUUUUCUCUCAUUCAUAGGAAAUGAUGACAUGAAAUAUAAAAUACUUGUUGAGUUAAACAAAAUUAUGAAGGUUUCCUAUAUCUUUUCAGGAAAUGGCCAAAUCCAGUUUUAUUGAACGAAUUAGCGGAUGAAAACAAACUUGGGUUUCCCGUUUGGAAUCCCAGAGUAAGCAAUUUUAUCUGUUAGGCAGACUCACUGACCAACUGAUUGCCUGCAUGUCUGUAUGAGCAGUCGUUCAACCGACUCGCUGACUAACUGUUUGAUUGAUUGAUUCGCCAAUUGACUCUAUGUUUGACAGAUUCGGUGACUGACUAAUGAGUUGGGUGGCGAAUGAACCAACUGGCAAAUUGAUUGACCAAACAGAACAGCUGGGUGCACACAUCCUCCAGACUGGUGAUAACUUAUAUCAAAUUGGAAGCACUGUAGAAGAUUUAACUAGUAGGACUACCAGAAAUAUAGUUGUAUAUUCAUGUUGUUGAAUCUUCUACAAUGCUCACAAUUUGAAUCCUUGCUACCUAACAUGCCUACCAACCAUUCAAGAUUGUUUAAAAGGUUCUGUAAAGAACACUAUGAGAACAAACUAGCUAGGUCAACUGAACUAAACCAUUCAAAGAUUAUAUUAGGAAUUUUAAUUUUUUAGGUAUAGGUAUAGGUUUAAUAUUGUGUUAUUGUAAUGUAUGUCUGUGAUGUCUGCAUGUAAAUAAUGUAUUAAUGUAUUCUUAAGAGGAACAGUCUGGAAACAAGUGGUAACUUUAUCUGUUAAACCUUGUUAAAUAAAUGUUACAUUUCACUGACUAAGAGGUUCAUUGUAUUUUCUAGAUAACAGCCACAGAUGCAUAUCACUUGAUGCCGAUCAUCACUCCAGCAUAUCCACAACAGAACUCCACAUACAAUGUUUCAGGUUCCACAAGGAAGAUAAUGCAAGAUGCAUUUGAAGAAGGUGCAACACUAAAGCCUGCACAAAUGAGACGAGCAAGUUUUUCUUGACAAGUUUUGUUGCUUGUGUUCACGGAAUGUUGUUAAACAUUUAUCUCACGUCAAGAUGUUGUUUGCCAAAACCAGAAGUAUAUCUUCUACACUUGUCAAGUUUUCCUUGACAGCUGUACAGAAGAACAAAUUUUCCUUGUCCAAAAGCUGACCUGAUUAUCUUGGAAAAACAAGGCUCCUUGGCAAGGGAAAAUUGCCAUACACACGAGCAAAUACAACUUAUAAACUUGCUUGUCUGUAUAAGGCUUAAAUUUAUAUAGUUCAUUGAACUCGGUCCUUGAAACUCAGGUCGGCAUUCGGCAAUGCCGACCUAAAUGCCAACCUGCAAAGCGAUAUGUGUAGAUUUAGGUCGGCAAAAUUUUGCCGACCUAUUUUCAAAUACGUCUCGGCAUUUUAUCCGCGAACGCAUCUUUUGAAAAGUAAACUUACGUGUUAAAAUCGUCGAGCGUCAAGAUUUAAGUGAAAGUACAGUAUAUGGUAAUAAAGUAGUGUACGGUCUGUUACAACAUUUGGUCACAACAUGCACUGUUCGAUUGGAGUUAAUACUGACAUACAUUUUGUUAGUUGUUUUGUUUGCUAUUGGCAUUGAUUGCAAUUAAUUGCUGUUUAUAAAUACGCGUAUUUGCAACAAGCAAAUUAAAUUUUCAUUUGUAUAUUGUCUAUUUGUUUUCAAAAUAUUUCAGUGCCGACCUAGAUAGAGAAUUAUCGCUUUUAGGUCGGCAAUUUCUUGCCGACCUGAAAUUUCGGGAGUUUCAAGGACUGUAAUUCAUUGUAUGAAACUACUAGUAGAAUUAAAAAUGAACCCACUUUGAAAAAUUGUAGUUACCUCCACUAAGGCUCUACUAUAAUGAUUAUUGACCUCACAUCUAUGUACAGUAUACAGCUUGCCCUGGUUUUUACAUUUCUAUGUAUUUCUCUUCAUGUAGGUUUUAAAACAGUGCAGAAAAUUUACCUUGGGAAAGCUGAUUGGCAUGCACUCUUCAGUCCACCUAAUUUCUUCCAGAAAUACAAGUAUGUUGUUACUGUAUUAAAGAGUACAGAGAAGAUCUAUUUUGAGAAUGGUUUUAUGUUCUUUGUGUACAAUUAUGCAAAUUGCCUCCCUAACAGAGUUCAAACAGAACA